Puntigrus tetrazona (Sumatra barb) is the source of this 2392-nucleotide messenger RNA. It is a transcript of the gene blnk, whose product is annotated as B cell linker. NCBI's taxonomy places the organism in Eukaryota, Metazoa, Chordata, Actinopteri, Cypriniformes, Cyprinidae. The transcript is spliced from 23 exons. Gene Ontology annotation, molecular function: protein binding. Bases 540 to 1994 code for a protein of 484 amino acids. The record is from RefSeq and is a predicted model, not a curated record. Gene Ontology annotation, biological process: cell surface receptor protein tyrosine kinase signaling pathway; intracellular signal transduction.
AAAAAGGUCCUCAUCAGUUACUACUGCAACCAGAAAUAAAAAGCACACUUUCACUAACCUUUAAAUACAUUUUAGACACAUCAAGCGACUUGUUUCAUACUCAUGAAUAGAACACACGCACAUUUGCGUAGAUAUUAAUACAAAUGCAUUAAACAUCACUAAUAGGUAGACUGCCGGGUAAAAAACAACAACAAAAAAAACAUUUAGGCAUCCAUUAAGGGAAACCAUUCACAAUUAUUAUUAGACGCGCGAACAUUUGUGAAAUGCACAGACAGAGAAGUGAGAAAACAGAGGCUCGAGAAACAGCAUCGUUUCAUUAAAGUGAAUCAGUUCAAAGCGCCUCUAAAUAUAGAGGUGGCAUGACGUUCAGCAGCGGUUUCAUAAUCCUCAUCACCAACCACUUCUGUGGAAAAAAAAAAAAAGAAGCAUCGCCCUCCUCCACGCAGCUGAAGCAUGUCCAGCGCGCUCGCUCACUCGACUAGUAGCUGACGCUCGACUAGCAGCUCGUCCGACUAACUCAACCAGCGCGCGAACUCCCGAUGGAGCGUUUCAGCAGCUUCACGGCUCCCGCUGCGGACAAGCUCAGGCAGCUCCAGAAGAUGGUCCAAGACAUUAAAAAGAACGAGGACAGCCUUUUCAACAGACUCAAAAGGUUUCAGACCGAGCAAACGGCUAAUAUCCUGAAAACUGGGAGAAAUACACUGGACCGAAUGAAGAAGAAGAGGCCUCCGAAGGUACCGGUGCGAGACUAUCAAGGUGAAGCUCCGGAUUCGGAGAACGACUCUUAUUCAGAUUUUGACAGCGAUACGUACGAGGAUCCUCAGGGAGACCAUGACGAUAACUAUGAGCCUCCGCCGAGGCUCGAAGGACACUUGAAGGCCUUCGGGGUCAGCCCGUCCAUCAGCAGCCCCAGGGGAGAGUAUGUGGACAGCAGCCGCGGAGGACCGGCGAAAGCAAGCCAGGCUUCCCGCGCGCAGCAGAGACCCAGACCCCCGCGAGCGGCCGACGACGACGACGGCGAUUACAUCGAGCCGGAGGACAAGGCGGACGACGAUAAUUACAUUGACCCCACUGAGAAAACACUAGCAAAGCCGCUGAUUAACCGAGGAGUCAAACCCUGCUUCCCCGCUCGCGUCAACGGCCCGGAUUUCUAUGAGGUUCCUGAUAUGAAGGAGAGUUCUCCGUCUAAGAAAAGGAGUAACUCGACCCUGCAGCCCAACACACAUACAGCGCCACCUAAAGCCAGUCCACGAAUUACCCCCAGAAAGCCAACAAUAACUCCACAGGAACCGCAGUCAGAGGACGAGUAUGAGGUGUGUGACGCAGACGAGGGUGUCAGCGAAGGGCCAGAAACGACCACAGAGACCCGGAGAUCAUCAAUGCCCAAGCCUCGACCUAGAGACCUGAAGAAGCCUAAUGCUGUUUUCACACCGAAGUCAAACGUUGCUCACAGAGACAGCGAAGCCACAUCUAGUAAAACAGCGCCAGUAACUACAUCACGAAGCCCCCUGGACACCAUGCAGAGCCUGACACCAACAGGGUUCCAUCGAGCCAAGAUGCCUCUGCCUCGACAGCUUCCCUCCCAAAGCAGAGGGGCGUUGCCUUCAGACAGCAGAUCAGCUAGAGACGCCGAAGAGGAAGCUGGCGUGUAUAAAAAGGCUUGGUACGCCAGCAGCUGUGACCGCAAGACAGCAGAGGACGCUCUCAUUCGCUCAGCUAAGGACGGCUCUUUUCUGCUCAGGAAGAGCUCCGGUGUGGACGCGCAGCAGCCCUACACACUGGUGGUGUUCUACAACAGCCGAGUUUACAACAUCCCCGUCCGCUACAUCGCUUCCACCAAACAGUACUCUUUGGGGAAAGAAAAACAAGGAGAGGAGCGUUUCAGCAGCGUCUCGGACAUCAUUGAGAACCACCAGAGGAAUCCUCUAGUGCUGGUCGACUCACAAAGCAACACCAAAGACUCCACCAAACUCAGACACGCAGUCAAGCCGUGACGAAGAGGCGCCAAAACCAACCUGAAGACGCUCGUGCCAAUCGAGAGGGUGCUGACGUUCAUUCAGCCGUGUGGUAGUUUCACAUCCUACCUUUAACAGACGAUGGAAACAGAUCUACGCUUGCGAAGCUGGGACUUGCUGCUACUUUUAUAACUUAUUUUUCCGAACGACGGGUCGGAGGCCGCUGGCACAAGAUGCAGGUCCUUACGUGACGAAAUUUUUUAAUUUUUUUAAAUGUUGAAAUACAGCGCAGAAGAACGAGUUUUGUGCAAACCUUCAUGAAAAAAACAGUUGUGUAAAGAUAUAAGCAUGCGUGGUACAGCUGUACAGUUUAUAUAUGCUCAUGGGUGUAUGAAACGUGUUUUACCUAACAGUAAAAAAAACCUUUUUAAUUUUAA